Messenger RNA from Alosa alosa (allis shad), 1742 nucleotides. RefSeq names its product transcription factor 7 (gene tcf7). The record is from RefSeq and is a predicted model, not a curated record. NCBI's taxonomy places the organism in Eukaryota, Metazoa, Chordata, Actinopteri, Clupeiformes, Clupeidae. Gene Ontology annotation, cellular component: beta-catenin-TCF complex. The transcript has 13 exons. Bases 225 to 1736 code for a protein of 503 amino acids. Gene Ontology annotation, molecular function: RNA polymerase II cis-regulatory region sequence-specific DNA binding; DNA-binding transcription factor activity, RNA polymerase II-specific. Gene Ontology annotation, biological process: canonical Wnt signaling pathway; regulation of transcription by RNA polymerase II.
GAUGUUGGUAGUCCUAGCCUUGUCUUCAGCUCAAAUGCACUAUUUGUUGCUGCCGGGGCUGCAUUACUUUCAACUUGCGAGGCUCCUACACAGCAUAACAACUUUUGUUUUGUGUCGCGUAUUCACGUGUCUCCUGAGAAGAGGAUACUAGCUAAGGAAAAAAGUUUUCACCCUCUCAUUGGUGAACGGAAACUGCUGCGUUUUAAUUUCUUUUUCUAAGCAAAAUGCCGCAGCUCAACAGUGGUGGGGGAGAUGAUCUCGGAGCGAACGACGAAAUGAUUUCCUUCAAGGAUGAAGGCGAACAAGACGAAAAGAUCCAGGAGAACGCUUUCACGGAGAGGGACUUGGCUGACCUCAAGUCGUCUUUGGUGAAUGAAUCGGAGAUAAAUCAGAACUCAAACGCAGCGGUGGUCAGGCGGGGACACCACCACCACCACGAUGAGCACAGAGUUUACCCAGAAAAACACAGAGAACAUCUCGAAGAUGUGUCGAAGCAGGAUGGGGGGAUGUACAAGGCACCGGCAUACUCCGGUUAUCCAUUCCUGAUGCUGACAGACCCAUACCUCCCAGGCGGAUCAGUGUCACCAUCUUCCAACAAAGUGUCUGUGGUCCAGCAGUCUCACGGGAUGACUCCUCAUGGGAUGCUGCUGCAGUACCCCAGUUCUGACCACUUCAACCCUAGCCCUGCACACCUGCCUACGGACAUGAGCCAGAAACCAGGCGUCCACAGGCACCAGUCCCAGGAUCUGUCCAGCUUCUACUCACUUGCCCCUGGGGGCGUGAGCCAGAUCUCCCCCUCCAUGAACUGGCAGCCUCAGCCUGUGUACCCGCUGUCCUCAUGUGGGUUCAGGCAGUCUUACUCCUCCAGCCUCCCCAGCAGCUCCUCCUACCCCAGGUUCUCUCAUUCUCUGAUGCUGGGACCCUCCGGUAUGCACCCCACAGGCAUCCCACACCCUGCAAUAGUGCCCCCUUCAGGCAAACAGGAACAUGACCAGUACGACAGAAAUAUGUAUGCCAAACCCCACCCAGAGCCCAAGAGAGAGAAGGAGCCCAAGAAGCCGGUGAUCAAAAAGCCGCUGAACGCUUUCAUGCUCUACAUGAAGGAGAUGAGGGCCAAGGUGAUCGCCGAGUGCACCCUGAAGGAGAGCGCCGCCAUCAAUCAGAUCCUGGGGAGACGGUGGCAUGCCCUGACCCGUGAGGAGCAGGCCAAGUACUACGAGCUGGCCAGGAAGGAGCGACAGCUGCACAUGCAGCUCUACCCCAGCUGGUCCGCCCGGGACAACUACGAUGCAGGCCUUAGAGGGGCCGGGGAGGAAAAGAGAAAAGCUGAUGGGGGAAAGAAGAAGAGGAGAAAACGGGAGAAGCAGCAGCAACAAGACCCCAGCACAGACCCCGGCUCUCCUAAGAAAUGCAGAGCUCGCUUCGGCCUCAACCAACAAACGGAAUGGUGUGGUCCCUGCAGGAGGAAAAAGAAGUGCAUUCGCUACCUUCAAGGAGGACGGUGCGUCAGCCCCCAUUCUUCCGAUGGAAGUGCUAUAGACUCGCCCUCCUCCCCUGUGUACCCCUUCCAGCAGCCGCACUCCCCCAACCCCACCCCUCCACGCCCCCUCUCGCCUGCCUCCCCGUCCAGCGGCUCACCACCCAGCAAACGACGCCACCCCCUCCACCCCCACCCCAAACUACACGGACUGUCUAUUCAAACUUUAACCAGGCAACACAAGUGUCCGCCCCAAUAGUCCUGA